Peronospora matthiolae is the source of this 2100-nucleotide messenger RNA. The record is from the annotation of a GenBank genome assembly. Lineage: Eukaryota; Oomycota; Peronosporomycetes; Peronosporales; Peronosporaceae.
AUGCCGUCGGCGCCGGCGUCCACCACGUCCUCGGACGCCAGUAUCUCGCCCCGCCCGAGCCACCCAAGCUCCAUAUCCAGUGCCUUGUCUACGCCAGUGUCUUUGUCGCUGCCAGGCCUGCUCCCUGGCACGCAUCUGGGUAUUCUGGCCUCCGGACCUCUGGACAAGCGACGGGACGGUGCUGUACGUGGUGGCUGGGCCAAGCGCCUCUUCCUUUUGUCCACGCGCAGUCUGCACUAUUACCGCAAGACGGAGGAGAUGGAGCUCUUUGGCAAAGAGCGUGGCCACGUGCUGCUUUCGGACAUUGCGUUCGCCAAGGUCGUGCUGCCUACUGACGCUCCUGCUGGUGCUGUCGAGCCUGGACGCGUGUCGUUUUACAUUGCGGUUUUGUCGAAACGGAAGACGCUGUUGCUGUUCCUGCGUGCUGACACGCUCGACUAUGCUAGUAGCUGGGUCAGCCUUAUUAAUAUUGCCGUGCAGACUGCAAAAAGCGUUGGCUUUGCGCCACGAUGGACAGUGGAGACUAUGCAGACGUUUCUUUCAGCGACUUCCGGUAACGAUGAAGAGCUUGAAGAAGUAGUGACGGAAUCACCUACGAAGGUCGUAAUGACGACGACGCCUGUUACGCGUCCGGUACCUUCAGUGCUUGUUGUUAGUAUGAUAUCUGGACAGUCGAGCGUGUCGGACUCAAUGGAACGGUUAGUUAAGCGAAAUAUUGAGCUUCAUACGGAACUGCAGCUGGGUGUAUUCGAGCAAAAGGACACGUGUGUUAUCGUGCUAAGUGACGGUGAAGAGAUCCGCAUUUCUCGGCAAAUGCUGGGAAACGAUACCGAAAGUCUACUUACAAGUACCAAGCCGCUCGAUCUGACGACCCCAGCACGCAGUCAACCAAUGCGACCUCAUGUCAUGUCGAUGUCCCGAGUAUCGGUUUCUUUCCGAUGCGUACCGGCUCCUCCGGCACCAAUCACACGACGGGACUCAGGCAUUCAGCCAGUGACGUCGUCGUUGCCUUCAACGUUCACUAUUGCUUUUCCAGGCACAUUGGGUGGGCUUUUCCUGAUAAGCUGUCUGGUGUCUUCUUACUGCGCGGCACCUUUUGUUGGGUUGAUGAAGAUAACUAUCGUGCUCGGCUUUAUCCUCUCAAUCUCCCAAAUCGCGCAGUUCGUUAUCUGCUUAUCAGAUACCAAAAGUCACAAGCGCUUGAGCUCCGUCUUGCUGCCAAUUUGCGGGUCAAGAAAAGCUGCAGCUACAGUGGAAAACGAACUCAUAUACCAUAUAACGAUCAGCAAAAUCGAAGUGGUCGAAGUAGAUCGAUUCGCAGAACUCGCACUGCCCGACGCAGUGCUACCUGCAGCGAAUGCGAGCGACUCCUCGGAGACUGCAGUGACAUCAAUCAGUGGCGGACCGAUCGCGUUCUCACCUCGAUUUAUCGCAGGUGAAAAGGGCGAUGUCGCAAAGGGUCGAGCGAGGUAUCUGGCUACACUGGAGUGGCGCGAAAACAACGGCAUCGACGAUAUCUUGGUGACACCGCAUCCGAACUUCGAAAUCAUCAAAAAGUACUACCCUCAGUAUUUCCACGGCAGAAGUCGUGAGGGUCUACCCGUAUACUAUGAACGGCCAGGCAAAAUUGAUCUUGCAGCACUGAAACGCGAAGGGCUCUCUAUGGAUGACCUGCUGCGUCAUUAUACGUACAUGACGGAGUACCUCUGGCGAGUACUGGAGCCAGACGACGCCGCUCGCUCAAUCACGGUGCUCGAUGUGACGGGUAUCGGCAUGUACGACCUCGGUGGAGAGGUCCUGGACUUUAUCAAGCGCGCGUCUGCAUUCACCGGCGCUCAUUAUCCCGAGCGCAGUGCCCACAUUCUAAUCAUCAACAUCCCCGGCUGGUUCAACAUGGUUUGGCGCAUGGUCAAGCCGCUGAUUGACCCUGUAACUCGCGAGAAGGUCCACAUGCUGAAGGGAGGUUGUGCCAUUCGACGCGAGCUGGAGAAGUUGAUUGACGUCACGAACAUCCCGUCCGACUUUGGAGGGGAAGGUGCGGCGCUAGGUGACUCGAAAGAAGAGCAUGCUUUAGCAGCACACGUCAAGGAGUAUCUGUGA